Molecule: messenger RNA, 2911 nt
Organism: Marchantia polymorpha subsp. ruderalis
Lineage: Eukaryota; Viridiplantae; Streptophyta; Marchantiopsida; Marchantiales; Marchantiaceae
Source: the annotation of a GenBank genome assembly
CCAGUCCAGUCCAGUCCAGUUCAGUGGAGUGGCGCUACUGUGCUGAGGACUCGUGCACUGCACUGCACUGCACUGCGAGGGCGAGCAUGAUUGAUGCCAUGUCCUCCUUAUCCAGGACUCGUGCGCGGCUAUAGAAGGGGAAUGGGAUGCGGGGUCUCUCAAGGCACGGCGAGGCGAGGGAGCGGAGAAGCGGAGACGCAGCACGAAAGCAGCCUGCGCGCUCGGGCCUCGCCGCUUCAUGCCGGCGUGCACUACUGACGGGCUUAUAUCAUGGGCGGUGCAUGAGCUGAUUCAGAGGUCGAGGAGUGCGGUGUGAGGCGAGGUGGCGAAUGUGUACGCGGGGGCGCGCGAAAUCUGUAGCGUUUAGAAUACUUUAGUGCGGGCAUUUGAUUAGUGUGCCGUAGUGUGUGUGAUGGUCGGUCGUCGGCCUCGGCCUCGGCGUGUGCGUAGCUGGAACAGCUUGUGGAUGAUCGCUUUUAGCAGCGAGGAUUGAAGUCGGUCGUCGCAGCGAUUGAAUCGAUCGAUCGCUCGCUCGCUCGCUCAGUCGGGGAGCUCCAGGUCCGUCCUCCUGCGCUCCCGCCCUCAGCCCGAUUCGAAAUGGCGCAGUGAAAUCUCUCUUGCAUCUGCUCCAGCUGCCUGCCGUCGAGUCUUCUCGUUGCUGUGACGGAGGUGAUCGAGUUUCUGCUGCCGGACCAGAGCCCCUGACUGACGGAGUGACUGACUGGCCCCGACACGAGCUUCGAGCUUCGAGCUUCGAAGUCGUCCGUCGGCAGAGCGACCGACCGAAAGAAAGAAAAGAUUGCCAUAGACGUAGAGAUAGAUUGACAGAUAGAUCGAUAGAGCGAGAUGGCUUGUGCUGCUGCCUCAGCCGGUUGCCUUGUGCAUGCUGAUCCCUCAUUACGACGGGGUGCGGAUGGUAUUGGUGUGCAUAAGCUUAAGAGUGAGCGCGAGAAUCAACCUUCCUCCCUAGCGGCGCUGGGCCGUCACUCCCAUUGGAGUGCACCGGGAUUCGAACGCCUAAGCGCAUCGCCGUCGCUGGCUGCGUCGGGGCACAGACUGGAGCAGAUUCGUCAUUCCGGGCCCAAUCCUCAGAGCUCGCUCGUGCGCAAGAAAAUGAAUGCCCUAAGUUCAUUACUCACCAUUCCCUCUGCAUCCAUGUUCACAAAGACCCGGUGCUGCUCCUCCUUUUCUCCGCUUAAAUGUCACUACCAAUCUGCUGACAACACUGCGUCGAAAAUGUCAACGAACCAAAAACUCCAAAAGCUUCAACACAAACGCAGGAUGUUGCGUCCCAUCGACCAAAGCCGGAAUAUGACUUGUCAAGCUCAGGCAGCAUCAUCUGAUUUGGGAAUGCCCAGUACGGGUCUUGAUUUGACGAGAAGCCCUUUCAUCACAUUAUUGAAUACAGAGAGAGUCAAGGUUGCUUUGAUGGUGGCCUUCGCCAUGGCUCUCUGUAACGCCGAUCGAGUGGUGAUGUCUGUUGCAAUUAUGCCCCUCUCCACUACGUACAACUGGAGCACAAGUUUCGCCGGAAUCAUUCAGUCAUCAUUCUUGUGGGGCUACAUGGUGUCGCCAAUUCCUGGAGGCAUGUUGGCUGAUCGAUACGGAGGCAAGGUGGUCAUGGGCUGGGGAGUGAUCGUGUGGUCACUGGCCACCAUGUUCACUCCUUGGGCUGCAAGUCACUCGAUGGGAAUGCUGCUGGCCAUGCGAGCUCUCAUGGGCCUUGCAGAAGGAGUAGCAAUGCCCUGCAUGAACAACAUGGUUUGCAAAUGGUUUCCCGGAACAGAACGAGCCAGGGCGGUGGGGCUGACGAUGGCGGGCUUCCACCUGGGAAGUGUCGGAGGCUUGAUUCUGACACCCGUGCUCAUGAAGAACUACGGACUGUCGGGCCCCUUCUGGGUGUUCGGGCUCUUGGGGGUCGUGUGGUUGAGCCUUUGGGCCCCGUCCGUGUACAAGGACCCGCAAAGCAACCCUUCCAUAAGCAGCAGCGAGUACGCGCACAUUGAGCAAGGGAGUGAAGGUCUGGGCUCUUCGAGCAAAGAAGCUGGCAAGGGCGGACUGCCUCCUUUCCGUCAAAUUUUCUCUAAAAUGCCCACAUGGGCCAUUAUCGUGGCAAAUGCCAUGAACAAUUGGGGAUACUUCAUCCUUUUAUCUUGGAUGCCAGUGUACUUCAACACGGUGCUCGGUGUCAACUUGAAGGAGGCAGCGUGGUUCAGUGCCGCUCCGUGGGCGAUGAUGGGACUAGCUGGGUUCUUCGCCGGUGCUUGCUCAGAUCGCCUUAUCCAGAUGGGGGUCAGCAUCACGAAUGUUCGAAAAAUCAUGCAGUCUAUCGGAUUUGUGGGCCCGGCCGUGGCCUUGUUGUGCCUCAAUACAGUGCGAGAUCCAGCUGUAGCGUCCGCUUGGCUAACGGCCGCGCUUGGUCUCAGCGCCUUCAGCCAGGCUGGGUUCCUCGUCAACCACCAGGAAAUUGGACCUCGGUACGCCGGAUUCCUUCACGGAGUUUCCAACACCGCUGGGACUUUUGCCGCUAUCAUCAGCACGGUUGGGACGGGGUACUUCAUCGAGCGCCUCGGUUCGAUCCAAGCCUUUUUGACAGUGACAGCAGUUCUCUACGUAAUCAGCACCGUCUUCUGGAACAUGUUCGCGUCCGGGGAACGAAUUUUUCACUAAAGCUUCCCCUUCAGAUCAUUAAUAUUUUCCGCUCAUUCUUGCCAUAAGCAUCAACAUCAUCACCAUUCUAUCUGUGAACAUAGCAUAGCAUAGCAUAGCAUAGCAUAGACCGUCACACUUCCAUUGUCACAGCGAUCUCUCACAUAUGUACAUAAUCUGUCACAUCGAUAUAAAGGAUCAGCAACUCUAUUCUACGCGGUCUCGAGCUCUGGAUGGAUGGAUAUUUGAAUGUCAGUCAGUC